Messenger RNA from Beta vulgaris subsp. vulgaris (sugar beet), 2357 nucleotides. RefSeq names its product probable serine/threonine-protein kinase PBL7. Gene Ontology annotation, biological process: protein phosphorylation. Lineage: Eukaryota; Viridiplantae; Streptophyta; Magnoliopsida; Caryophyllales; Amaranthaceae. The record is from RefSeq and is a predicted model, not a curated record. The transcript has 6 exons. Gene Ontology annotation, molecular function: ATP binding; protein kinase activity. The coding region runs from base 417 to 2000 and encodes 527 amino acids.
UUCCCUGUAUUUUCCCUCUUUUAUCUCUCUCUCUCUUCACUACCAUCCAAAUAAUGGAGUAACGGUCCCUAGUAGGUGCUUCUUGUCUUCAUUCUCAUCAGCAUCAAGCAUCUUUAACAGCCCACCUUCAACAUUUAAUUUAAUGUUUAUCAACCAACAUUGCCUAAUAUUAUUAUUAAUAUCUUGGUUUACCCAAAUUUUUUACCUUCUAAUUUCACACUUAUGUUAAAUUUAAUCACUUUUUUUGUAUAUAAUCACUUGAUAACACACCCACAAACUUCCAUUUUUCUCAUUUCUUUCUAAAAAGUUGUAUUUGUAUUCUGUUCCUCUCUUUCAAGUAAAGUAGCUUACUUUCUUCUUUAUAUUUUUUGGGUUUUGUCUAUUUUUCUUUGAGAUCUACACCCAAAAAGAAAAAAAUGGGAGUUUCCCAAUGUAAUUACACUGAUUCAAGAAAAGUUGAAAACCAACAAAUAAUUACACCAACAACCCAUUUGAAUUCUGUAUCAUUAGUCUCUAAUGAUGAUGAUAGUGAUGAUGAUUGUGGAAAUGAUAAUCAUCAUAAUGAGUUAAAGUUCAAAUCUUUUUUGAUGAAAAUGAUUUGGGAUUUUGGGUUUGGUUGUUUUGUGCCUUCUAAUUGUAAUAAAGAGGUAAAAAAGAUGGAAAUUGGAGGGAAAAACAGUAAAAAUAUAGAGCAUAAUAAGGCAUGGUUACUUGCAGAAUCAGGUGGAGAUUUAGCAAAUGGUGAACCUCAUUCAGUUCAUUCUUCUUUUAGGUUCAGUAUUUGUUCUCAAGUUGAGAUUGAUUCUAUGAAAACUGCAAAUUUAGCACCUUCUACUACUAUUUUGAUGGUAAAUUUGGACAAUAAUUUGAGUGAUUCUCACUCAACAGAGUUGAAAUGGCGUAGGAUUGAAUCAUUGGAGAAGAGUAUUUCUCCUGUUGCAAAUUCAUUGAUCAGGUUUAGUUAUGGUGAAAUUCUUUCUGCCACCCGCAAUUUCUCUGAAGGUAGGGUAUUGGGCAGAGGUGCACUGAGUUAUGUGUUUAGAGGUAGAGUUGGGUUUUUAAGAACAGCAGUGGCAAUUAAGAGGUUAGAUAAAGAGGAUAAAGAGACUCCCAAGGCCUUUUGUAGAGAGCUGAUGAUUGCAAGUUCUCUUCAACAUCCAAACAUUGUUCCUCUCUUGGGGUUUUGUAUUGAUCCGGAGGAAGGCUUGUUCUUGGUCUACAAAUAUGUGUCCAGUGGUAGCUUAGAGCGCCAUUUGCACGGGAAGAAGAGGGGUGUGAAGGGUUUUGCAUCGCUUUCAUGGUCUGCAAGGUAUAAAGUUGCUGUAGGAAUUGCGGAGGCUAUUGCAUAUCUACACAAUGGAACUGAAAAAUGUAUUGUUCAUAGAGACAUAAAGCCAUCUAAUAUUCUUCUAUCCUCCAAGAAACGGCCGAAGUUAUGUGAUUUUGGAUUAGCAACUUGGACUCCAGCACCAUCAGUCCCUUUCCUUUGCAAGACUGUGAAAGGAACUUUUGGAUACUUAGCUCCUGAAUACUUCCAACACGGAAAAGUAUCGGAUAAAACUGAUGUUUAUGCCUUUGGAGUGGUCCUCUUAGAGCUAAUUACUGGCCGUAAGCCAAUUGAAGCAACAAGGCCACCCGGAGAGGAGAACUUGGUUGAAUGGGCAAAGCCGCUUAUGGACCAGGGAGACUCAAAACUUGACAGUUUACUCGACCCACGAGCUAAAAUUACUCCUAAAAGUUCAAAACUGAUAUCCCAAAUGGUUCGUGCUGCAGCUGCAUGUGUAAACAGUGAAGAACCCUGUAGGCCAAGCAUUAAUGAUGCCAUCAUUCUGCUGAGAGGAGAAGGCUGCCUUGUUAAGGGUAAGGCAAAUUUUGGUAGUCGAAACAGUUACAUUCCUCAAAUACUACAACGAACAAAAAGUGAAAUGAAGAGUCAUUUGGCUUUGGCCAUGCUUGGAGCUUCUGAACUGGAAGAUGAUGAUUUCUUGUAUGGCCGAUGACACCAACAAAAGAGUGUGCGUGUGUGUUUUUCUUUUGGCUGGGUGGUCAUUUUCCUUUCAAGUGUUAUUUCCUUUCUUUUAGUCGACUAUCGAGAGUAACUUUGCCUAAGGUUGGGUUCGGGUUUCUCUCAGGUUGGUUAUCGAGUCGGAUAACAGAUUGCCAGCUGUAUGCUGAAGGUUUGUUUUGUAUAGACUAGGAUCAAUUUGUACAUAUUCUCAAGGUCUUGUUUGAGAGUGACCGAGCUGCUCAUUAGGAGGUUCCGGCAGAAUUCAGAAACUCCACAUUGUGAAAAUUUUAACCAGAAAUAUAGUGAUUGAGGCAUUGAGCCUGCUCUGUACUUUUUUUUGAUACAGAUA